This is a messenger RNA of Amphibalanus amphitrite, 2376 nucleotides long. Its product is annotated as N-acetyl-D-glucosamine kinase-like. NCBI's taxonomy places the organism in Eukaryota, Metazoa, Arthropoda, Thecostraca, Balanomorpha, Balanidae. Gene Ontology annotation, molecular function: N-acetylglucosamine kinase activity. The record is from RefSeq and is a predicted model, not a curated record. The transcript has 9 exons. The coding region runs from base 165 to 1190 and encodes 341 amino acids.
AAACAAUAGCAAUCCGCAUAGGGCAGCCUCGGGCAGUUUGUGUUUUGAAGUGCAUAGGUGCAUUUCAUUCCAAUUUCAUUCUAGUUCGUGCCAUAGCCCGAAGUUUGUGCUGCAGGUCUUGCCACAGGGAGUUGUUGGACAACUAUAACAAUAAGGAAGCCAACAUGAAUGGAACACACCAACCAGUGGCUUUGUAUGCUGGUGUGGAAGGUGGAGGCAGUCACUCUGCCAUUGAGCUUUAUGACUCUGCUGGAACAUGUGUGGCACAAAGCUCAGGCCCAUGCCUCAGUUUUGUUCUGAUCGGUAUGCCGGAGACGGAGCGGCGGAUCCGCGCGCUGGUGGACGACGCUCUACAGAAGGCCGGACAGCCGGCGCACACCACCCUCCGCGCGCUGGGUCUGAGUCUGAGCGGCUGUGAGGUGGAUGAAACCAACGAGGCGUUCCGUCAGAACCUGCUGGAGAACCAUCCGACGCUGACCGAGUCGUGUUUCGUCUGCAGCGACACGGUCGGCACCAUCGCCACUGCCUUCGAGGACGGUGGUAUGUGUCUGAUCGCCGGCACCGGCUCCAACAGUCUGCUGCUGAAGGCGGACGGUACCACUCACCGCUGCGGCGGCUGGGGACAUCUGUUUGGAGACGAGGGAGGCGCCUGGUGGAUCGCCCACGAGGCCAUCAAGUGGGUGUUUGACGAGGAUGACAACCUGAGAAAGCCGCCGCACAGCACCGAGGCCGUCCGAGAGGCCAUCUUCACCUGCUUCGGCGUCACAGACAGGUUCGGGCUGCUGGCGCACGCGUACACAAAGUUCGAGAAGCAGCGGUUCGCGGCGCUCUGCGAACACCUGGCGGCCGCCGCGCGCCACGGCGACCCUCUGUGCCUACAGCUGUUCAAGGAGGCCGGCGCCUGGCUGGGCCGAUACAUCGCCGCCCUGCUGCCCAAUGUCGACAAGGAGAUGCUGUCGGCGGAGCGCGGUCUGCAGAUAGUGGUGGUCGGCGCAGUGUUCCGCUCGUGGCCGCUGCUCCGGGACGGCCUGCUCGAGGUGGCCGGACCGCUGCUGCCCGCCUUCCAGCUGCUCGAGCUGCGCGGAUCGCUCUGCAGCGGAGCGGCGUUCCUGGCCGCGCGCCGCGCCGGCCACCGGCUGCCGCGCGACUGCAGCCAGCACACCAAGCUGCUCUGCAGCUGGCGGCAGUGACUGCAGCCAGCACACCAACUGCUCUGUAGCUGGCGGCAGUGACUGCAGUCAGCACACCAAACUGCUCUGCAGCUGGCGGCAGUGACUGCAGUCAGCACACCAAACUGCUCUGUAGCUGGCAGCAGUGACUGCAGUCAGCACAGGGCGGCAGUGACUGCAGCCAGCACACCAAACUGCUCUGCAGCUGGCGGCAGUGACUGCAGCCGGCGCACGGUGGCAGUGACUGCAGUCAGCACAGGGCCGCAGUGGCUGCUGCCAGCACAGGGCGGCGGCAGUGACUGCAGCCGGCGCACGGUGGCAGUGACUGCAGUCAGCACAGGGCCGCAGUGGCUGCUGCCAGCACAGGGCGGCAGCAGUGACUGCAGCCAGCACACCAAGCUGCUCUGCAGCAGCUGGCGACAGUAGCGGCGCAGUGAGGCAGUGGCGGCGCUCGUAACGCCGAAUACGCCAGACAUUCAGUGCCAACCAUCCGCCAUCGCACGGAGCCGGCCGGGAGGACGGGUGGGGCAGCGAGCGAAACACCGGGACUUGGGGAGAGGAUUGUAGCGUAGGAGCUAGCGGGCGGAGAGAAAUGCUCGAGACCUGUUUAGGAGAGGAAGGAUAAAACUGAAGCCUGAUGUUCGCCCAGUCAUUCAGGAAUUACUUCAUUGUCCAGUGGAUGUCUGUGCCGUGCUGUGUUGUGUUGUGCGCUGGUGGAUUUAUUUGUGACAGAGCCGGAGGCGGCCGGGUAAGCGGGUCACUGCCCGUGUAUUUCCGUUCGAGAUAGUCCCGUGCCAUAUUUAUCAUUUGUUGCUUUUUAGGUUGAUUUUAUCAUUAGCAUUCCACUUUGUUGAGGCGCGGUGAGCUGGGCUGCUUUGUUUUCUGGGAAUCAUGUGCUGUCGGACUGCCUGUGCCUAUUGCAUUAAUUUUGGUUAUGGAACGCCCCGCAACGGGUUGGGUGCUACCAAAGAGCUUGGUUGUCAGGAUAUGAGGGCUUUCUGGGAGUACAAGACUUUGAUCAUGCUUCGCUUUGCGUUAUGUUGAAUCGUAGUUUAUAUUAAUUCUAUUUUCGUACAUCGAUUGAUAAGUCGUUCCCCUAAAUGCGAGAUAUUUCACGAUCGACUGUGAUUGACCAUUUAUGUGAUUUUUUUUUGUGAAUCAAGCAUUCCACGGCAUGCAUUUUUGUAAUACAAUUGCUCAAAUCGAA